Molecule: messenger RNA, 1932 nt
Organism: Lotus japonicus
Lineage: Eukaryota; Viridiplantae; Streptophyta; Magnoliopsida; Fabales; Fabaceae
Product: putative E3 ubiquitin-protein ligase RING1a
Exons: 10
Coding region: 89-1624 (511 amino acids)
Source: RefSeq, a predicted model, not a curated record
CUCAUUCUCCUUCUUCUUGUUGUUGUUGUUCUGAGCAGCAACAGCGUCACCAAUCUCUCUCUCUCUCUUCCUCUCUGUGCAAGCACCAAUGCCGGCACAGAAGCGCUCCCUGCCUGACUCCGGCGACGAUGGGGACACUUCGCCGCCGCUCCUCUAUCACAACCGCCAUGCCAAGCAACCACCGCACCGCAACCCACACUUGAAAGCCCACGGCGGUCAGCAGCAGGAGCAAGACGAGGAGGACGAUGAUGAAGACCAGCAGGAGGAGGAUGAGGAGGAAGACGACGAAGAGGAGGAUGGAGAGGAAGAGGAAGAGGAGGAGGAUGAGGAGGAUGCUGAAGAAGAUGAAGAUGAAGCUGGGCAACGCCAUAAUCACGACGAGGAUCAAUCACAGGAUUCCGACGAAUCUCCAUCUUCUGACUCUGAAGAAAAACCUGAAUUUGUGUAUGUACCAGUUCAGGAUAUCCGUAAAGAUGUCCAAUGUCCAAUUUGCCUUGGUAUUAUUAAGAAAACGAGAACUGUUAUGGAAUGCUUGCACCGGUUUUGCAGGGAGUGCAUUGACAAAUCGAUGCGACUAGGGAAUAAUGAAUGCCCUGCUUGCCGCACACACUGUGCCAGUCGUCGCUCUUUGAGAGAUGAUCCAAACUACGAUGCCCUUAUUGCUUCUUUAUAUCCAGACAUUGAGAAGUAUGAGGAAGAGGAGCUUGAAUUUCGUGAAGAGGAGAAGAACCGCAAUAAGCAGAUUCAAGCUUCUAUAGCAAAAAUAGUUCAACGGCAAUCUGAAGCACUGGUUAAGAGGCGUAGAGAUACACCAGGUGCAUUUGCACCAAGAUCACAGCGUAAUCAACGGAACAUUCAUUCUAGGAGACAGAACCAAGUGAUUGAUAUUCAAGGAUCUGAAGAUAAUGAGGAGGAAAAUGACAACAAUGAAAAAGACUCAUCUGCUGAUGAUGAGCGGUGCACAGAACCCCCGCAGAGAAGGCGAAAGAGAUGGACCAGAGUUCGUCCCUCUCAGCCAUCAUCAUCUAUGGCAGGUCCUGAUGGUGGAUGUGUAGACAGUGAUAUAGAUGUAAGUAGAGAAAAUCGAGGAACUUCAAGGCAGGUGUCAAAACCUAGAAAGCUUACUUGGGGAAGGGGUGGUUUUAGGAGUAACACCCGACAUGGCAGUAGUGGUGGUAGCAAUAGCAAAAGUUCCCGCAGUGGUCGAUUGGCUAAGCUGGUUGGUCAUCUUAGAAGCUUGGAUGAAAAUAUUGAUGAGUUUGAUGUCCAUCUCUUGCUUGUUUCCCUGGACAAAAGUACUCCAAGUUUGGAGCAGCCACACCUUUGCUGUCGACCAACUUUGACUGUCAAGCACCUUUACGAAUAUGUUGCCCGUCAGACACCUUUGCCAGUUGAAGCAGUAGAGAUAAUGGCAGUUAAAGGAUGCUGCAGUACAAAUCGCAACGAGUCAGCUGAUGAUGCUUCAGCCCUGGUUUGUGAUGAGCUAACAACGCUGGCUAUAGAUCCUCACAAAGAUGAACUGGAAAUUUUGCAAGAACAUGAAUCCCUGGCUGAGAUUAGAUCCAAGUGCAUAUCUAAAAGGGAUCAUUUGAUUCUGGCAUACAGGCAAAAGGAGGCAUUAUAGUCUUGCUUUGAUAGGCAGACUUCAGAUAUUGACAAUGCCAUAAUCUUGUUCUGAGUGUACAUAAAAAAGAACGGUUGCCUAGAGUAGUUUUCUAGUUGCACCCUCAACCCCAAAAUGGGAAAAAAACUUCAGUAUACUAAAUUAUGAGAACCUCCCAAAAAUGUUAUGCUGCAUUUUAAUACCUUCCAAAAGUUUAGAUUUUUUUGAGGUUAAAUUUUAGAAUUAUUUACCUUAUAAGAUAUUAGUUACAAUUUCAACUUUAAUUAACUCAGUCUAAAUUUUAGAAUUGAUUUUUUUACUUUCUCAUU